GGUAAUGCACCUUGAAGUUGUUUGCCAACCGCCAUAAAAAUCAAGAAGAAGAAGAAGAAGAAGAAGAAGACCUCCCUCAUUGGGUAGGGAAAUACGUGGGCGGUGUAAAGCACUAUUUGAAUUCGUGCAUGAAAGAAGACUUUCAAACUACGAUAUUAAAUUCUGUCUAGUGCUGUUGAUCUGAUAUUGUAUGGUCAUGCGGCACAAUAAAUCGGCACACAAGCGAAAGCCAUCGACCCCCAGACGCAGAUCUCCCCCUGCACCACCUUUAACAGCCAGAACCCGCCGGACCAGCGGACCCUCCGAAGCAUCCCCACGGAAGAAACACAGGUUUCGCCCUGGCACACGCGCGCUUAUGGAGAUACGCAAAUAUCAGAAGUCUACUGAUCUGUUGCUGCGCAAGGCCCCAUUUUCGCGACUGGUGCGAGAAGUGUGUCAGACAUUUAGUCGAGAGCACAUGAUGUGGCAAGGAUAUGCUCUAAUGGCUUUACAGGAGGCUUUGCAAACAGACUUUUAUGAUAUGGACUCGACAGUAAUGCAGCAACAUGUAAGUAACUGAGUUAUUCCUACUGUU
Molecule: messenger RNA, 574 nt
Organism: Megalobrama amblycephala (Wuchang bream)
Lineage: Eukaryota; Metazoa; Chordata; Actinopteri; Cypriniformes; Xenocyprididae
Product: histone H3-like centromeric protein A
Exons: 5
Coding region: 191-559 (122 amino acids)
Cellular component (GO): nucleosome
Molecular function (GO): protein heterodimerization activity; DNA binding; structural constituent of chromatin
Source: RefSeq, a predicted model, not a curated record